UCUGCAAAAUUUCCAUGUUGAAAUAUUUAUCAUCAUUUGAAUUGUUAAUAAAUAUUUAUUGUUUAAUAAAUAAAAAGAAAAAAUACUAAUGAAAAAUGUUAAUUAGAUGAAUUAAACGUCAAACAGUACUCUUUGACCGUUGAAUUAUUGUGUUUUCACUACUCCACUCGAUCAAAAUUGUGUACACUGUGUGAUUGUUUACCAGUAAAUACACAUAACCUCAAUUCAUCAAUGUUUGAAAACAACUUUUAUGUCAAUUUUAUUUUUUUUUUAUAAAAGAGAUAGAGAAAAAUAGUGCUAAAAAGUAAACAAAACAACUGAAGAAUCAUAACAAUUCUUAUCAUUAUUACUAUUACGUAAUAAAUUUAUAAAAAUUUUAACUUGCAUAUUUAAUUAUAAGAAUGUCAUCAACUGUCAAAGGAUUUUACGAUCUUUGUGUUGACGUUACGAACAAUAAAGAUGUUGAUGGAUUGAUAAAGAAAUUAUAUUUAGAUGGAUAUAGAAUAAUUGCAAUUAAUCAAACAAUAGAUGAAAAAGUUCUCGAUUACAAGAAAAAAACUAAAGUAAAUAAUGAGUCUAAGCAUUUAUUAAAUAAACUAGUAGAUACGUACAAUGAUAUUAAAAGACGAAAUAAUGUUAAUGAGCAACUUAUUCUUUUAAAUCGGCUCACAUUUAUAUAUUCAGAUCCAGCUAAAAUUUAUGCCUUAAAUCAAUUAGAGAAUUUUGUUCAAACCUUUGAUUUAAUAGCUGUUAUUCCAGUUGGAAAUGAUGCUUUACAAUAUGCCUGCACUAAUUCUAUCGCCGAUGUUAUAACGAUUAAUUCAUUCUGUACUAGUGUUAAACUUAAUAGAAAAUUGUAUUCUCAAGCUGUUGAGAAAGGAAUAUUUUUUGAAAUUCAAUAUGCAGAUUUGAUAUCUCCAACUAAACGAAAAAAUAUGAUGCCUCUCGUUCAUUCAUUUUAUAUCUACGGAAAAAGUAAAAAUGUCAUCAUUUCUAGUGGAGCUUCACACAAAAUUUUUGUCAGAAAUCCCUAUGACAUAAUAAAUCUUGGUUGUAUUCUAGGACUGAAUGAGAUCCAAGCUAAAGCAUGCAUAUCGACUCAUUGUCAAAAUUUAUUAACAAGAAGUGAGGGGAGAAAAUAUGGUAAAGGACUUUUUACUAUUUGUCCUACCAAUGAAAAGAACACGAAUAUGAUUAUUGAAUCUAGUAGUGAUACGGAUGAUGAUUGCUAAUCAUUAUGGUUUUUAAAUGUACAUAUUAUACAUAGGUAUUUAUAAAAAAAAUUUUUUAAAAAAUUAAAACUGAACUGAGAUAUAGUAUGCAUUACUAUUAGUGGCAUAUUUUUGUUAUCGGAAGUUGAAUAUUUUUUACAAGAGGUAUUUAAAUGAGAAAUCACUAAUGGAAGUUAAGAAUGAAGACAAUUUACUGAUGGUUUAUUUUCCAUUGUGUUUGAAUAUAGAUAAAUAUUCAAUCAUUUAAAUACAAAUGUUAAAUAAGUUUUACAUAAGAACCUAUCAUGUGUAUGAUACAA
Messenger RNA from Chelonus insularis, 1531 nucleotides. It is a transcript of the gene Rpp30, whose product is annotated as ribonuclease P protein subunit Rpp30. The record is from RefSeq and is a predicted model, not a curated record. The transcript is spliced from 5 exons. Gene Ontology annotation, biological process: tRNA processing. Gene Ontology annotation, molecular function: RNA binding. The coding region runs from base 402 to 1232 and encodes 276 amino acids. Lineage: Eukaryota; Metazoa; Arthropoda; Insecta; Hymenoptera; Braconidae. Gene Ontology annotation, cellular component: nucleolar ribonuclease P complex.